AUGGCGACAAAGUGUUUGAGUGAUAUGGCGACUAAAGACCAAAAUCACUACAUAUCUCCUCGGCUAUAUUUACUCCACAAUAUCGGCUACAUUGAUCACGCUUUACUGGAAGGCAUAUUGUUUUUCCUGAUAAUAGGAGCACGCUUUUGUCCAAUGGUCCUCCUGAACAUUAAUAGAGAACACUGCUUUGGGAAGAUGAAAAUAGGAUCGCGGAUAGGCCCAGACUAUGGACUAAAGUGGAAUCUAACAAAGCUACUAGAGCGGAGUCAUCUAUGGAUGCAGUUUUCUUUCCUCACUAUAGCUUCCAGAUCCGGAUCUAGUUCAUGUGUCCUCCAUGUGCGAGCAUUAAGAAAGGAGAAAGAAUCCUAA
Messenger RNA from Lobosporangium transversale, 369 nucleotides. RefSeq lists its product as hypothetical. The transcript is spliced from 5 exons. NCBI's taxonomy places the organism in Eukaryota, Fungi, Mortierellomycota, Mortierellomycetes, Mortierellales, Mortierellaceae. Bases 1 to 369 code for a protein of 122 amino acids. The record is from RefSeq and is a predicted model, not a curated record.